Messenger RNA from Phyllopteryx taeniolatus (common seadragon), 710 nucleotides. Its product is annotated as placenta-specific gene 8 protein-like. The coding region runs from base 119 to 574 and encodes 151 amino acids. The record is from RefSeq and is a predicted model, not a curated record. Lineage: Eukaryota; Metazoa; Chordata; Actinopteri; Syngnathiformes; Syngnathidae. The transcript is spliced from 4 exons.
UCUGUACACAUUCAGGUUCGGCAGCAUUUUUCAGUUUAGCAGUCCUCCCGUAGCUCAGGAAGACAACAUUUUAUUCAUUGCACCUGCACCAAGACCACAUCAAGCAUCAGUUGUUGUGAUGGCCCACCAACCUCUCACAAAAUGGGAGAGUGGCCUUUGUGACUGCUUUGAAAAUGCCAGUACUUGCUGCUAUGGGUUCUGGUGUUGCCCCUGCCUGGCCUGCACAGUCGCAGGGAGAUAUGGAGAGAACCGAUGUCUGCCAUUGUGUGACAUCAUUAGCCCUGCUGUUUGUACAGCUUGUGGGUUCCCUCUGUUUGCGCCCCCUGCAGUCUUGUCAUUAAGAGCAUCCAUGCGAGGCAAAUAUGGUAUCAAGGGCUCCAUCUGUAAGGACAUCCUUGCUUCCUGUUUCUGCAUUUGGUGCAGCUGGUGUCAGAUGCACCGUGAGCUUAAACACCGAAGCAAAACGCCAACUAUCAUUAAUGUGAACACCCAAACUAUUGUUCAGCAGCCUGCUCCUAUGGUGAUAAUGCAGCCAACCCUUGCAGCGCCUCCUUAUUAUGUUGGUCACCAAUAAGAGGCAUCACAUGCAGCAUUAAAGUGCAUUUUGUUUUUCCUGAUUUACUCUCAAUCUGUACUUGAUUCAUGUUUCAGCUCAUUUAUUUAAUGAUCAUCCUUACUUUGAUUAAACUAAUCAAGACUAUAACAACACA